This is a messenger RNA of Talpa occidentalis (Iberian mole), 5520 nucleotides long. It is a transcript of the gene R3HDM2, whose product is annotated as R3H domain containing 2. The record is from RefSeq and is a predicted model, not a curated record. NCBI's taxonomy places the organism in Eukaryota, Metazoa, Chordata, Mammalia, Eulipotyphla, Talpidae. Gene Ontology annotation, molecular function: nucleic acid binding. The coding region runs from base 1587 to 4553 and encodes 988 amino acids. The transcript has 27 exons.
UGACAUGUGAAGGUGAAAAUAAGUUUUCAUACCCUUUUUUACUCAUUUAAUCCAGGCUUUUUCUUCCUGAGGUGUCUUUUUCCUCUUUCUGUCCUCUGUGGUCCGAAUUAAAAUCUCCUUAUAUAAGGAAACUUCUAAACCAGUCCUUUCAUACUUUGCACUUUGAAACCUGCAUUUUACAUUCAUCUGCAUAUGUAUUUUACAUAAUGGCCUGUGAGGACAAUCUAGGAAACUGACGUGAAGAUAGGGAUUCUGUGGUAGAAUGGUUUUAUGGCUCCUUAUGUUUUAGAAAAUUCAAAAUAUAAAUAGCUCCAGAAUUGGAAUCUGCUGUACCCCAAUAAUUAAUUGUCUAAUAACUUAGGAAUGGCCUGCUCAAGGAGUAUACAUGAAAUGAGACAUUUCUCUUCCUUCCAUAAAAGCAUUUUUAUACUGAAGGUAAAAACAUUAGGGCUAUCUCUUUGUUCCUUUGAUAUGGAAACAUAAAUAAGCUGUAAGGAAAGUGGUGAUGUGCUAUGUAACAUGUUCUGUUGGAAUAUUUAAAAUCCUCCCUGUAGAAGAAAUGUCAACUUUAUUUUUGAAGGGGGAAGUUGGUUAUUUCCAGAAGUCAUAGAUAAUAUUUUAAUUAACAGUGUUACUAACCUAUCAGUUGAUGACAUGGCUUAUAUAUUUAUUCUUAAAUGUGGAUGACUGCUCGGAGAUUACUUAAGAAAUUAACUGCCUGGCAACAUAGAAGUGCAGAUAUUAAAAUGAAUUGCAUUCCUUCCAGCUAUUUCUAUUACUUGGCUAAAUUUAGAACCAUGUAGAGCUCCUACAGAAUUGAAAUCUCUUAGGAUUUUAAUAGUCAAGACAGACAAUAUUCAGCUUUUAGAGUAAGGAAAAGGAAAGAUAGCAUCAAAUUAAUUUUUGUACCAGUGAAAAGUCAGAACCAUUUUGAGACUCUUACUGCUGGAAACUUGUUACUGUUUAGACUCUGGGUGAUGAGGGAUAACUUUUUCCCUCCUAGGUGUCUUACUGGAUGGAGAAGGGUGAGGGAGUACCGCUGAGCUAGAGAGCAGGUUAGACUCAGUUCUUAUAUGAUGCCAUUCCAGCGCUGGGCUCAUGGAGGCUGAACCUUUAUUCAGUCUGUCACAUCUGUGAUGAACCAAAGACAUAUCUUGGUGUAUUAACUGUCUUUUGACAGUGCUUCUCAUGAUACAGUGUGUUACUCAAUAAGGGAAACUGAGGCACCAAGAUAUUAAGUAACUUGCUCAAGAUCACACAGUUUGUAAAUGGCAGAGCUGGAAAUCAAAUCUCUUAAAGCUGUAUUGUGCAGAAUACUGAAUCUUCUUUACCCAAGAUCCCACACUUAAAUUCUUGGUUAGGAUAAAGACUAAAAAAGAAAAUAAUGUAUGGUGAUCUUAAAAGAAGCAGAAAAAGCAUUUGAGAAAAUUCAACUUUCAACAAAUUGGAAAGGUACCUUGUCAAUCUGAUAGAGGGCGUCUCUGGAGAACCUACAGAUAGUGGCAUAAUUAAUGAUGAAACAAUGAAUGCUUUGCCCUUAAGAGCAAGAACAAGGAGUCCAUAGAGGCUGCUGCAUUUUCCUGAAGAUGUCUAACAGUAACACUACCCAAGAGACCCUGGAAAUAAUGAAGGAAUCAGAAAAAAAACUGGUGGAAGAAUCUGUAAACAAAAACAAGUUUAUAUCAAAGACUCCAAGUAAGGAAGAUAUUGAGAAAGAGAGUGAAGAGACCAGCCUGCGCCAGGAGACACAGAGGCGGACAUCGAACCAUAGUCAUGCCAGGAAAAGAGCCAAGUCUAAUUCCAAGCUGAAGUUGGUACGCAGCCUGGCAGUGUGCGAAGAGUCCUCAGCCCCAUUCGCUGAUGGACCACUAGAAACCCAGGAUAUAAUUCAGUUGCAUAUCAGCUGCCCCUCUGACAAGGAGGAAGAGAAGUCCACGAAGGAUGUCUCUGAAAAGGAAGACAAGGACAAAAAUAAAGAAAAGGUUCCCAGGAAGAUGCUGUCUAGAGACUCCAGCCAAGAAUACACAGACUCCACUGGAAUAGACUUACACGAGUUUCUUGUAAAUACACUGAAAAAGAAUCCAAGGGACAGAAUGAUGCUGCUAAAAUUAGAACAGGAGAUUCUGGAAUUUAUUAAUGACAACAAUAACCAGUUCAAGAAGUUCCCUCAGAUGACCUCAUAUCACCGGAUGCUAUUACAUCGGGUAGCUGCCUAUUUUGGGAUGGACCACAAUGUUGAUCAAACUGGAAAAGCUGUCAUCAUCAACAAAACCAGUAACACAAGAAUCCCUGAACAGAGGUUCUCAGAACAUAUAAAGGAUGAGAAGAAUACAGAAUUCCAACAGAGAUUUAUCCUCAAGAGGGAUGAUGCCAGUAUGGACCGAGAUGAUAAUCAGAUCAGAGUUCCAUUGCAGGAUGGAAGGAGGAGCAAGUCAAUAGAAGAGAGAGAGGAGGAAUAUCAAAGGGCCCGAGAGAGAAUAUUUGCCCGAGAGACUGGCCAGAACGGAUAUCUAAAUGACAUCAGGGGGAGCCGCGAUGGGCCAAGCCGCACCUCGGGCAGCCGCCAGAGCAGCACAGACAGCGACCUCAAGUCCCUGGAGCCGCGGCCCUGGAGCAGCACCGACUCGGACGGCUCUGUUCGCAGCAUGCGGCCCCCUGUCACCAAAGCCAGUAGCUUCAGCGGAAUCUCUAUCCUCACCCGGGGCGAUAGCAUUGGAAGUAGUAAAGGUGGCAGUGCGGGAAGGAUCUCCAGGCCAGGUAUGGUGCUAGGUGCCCCAGAAGUGUGCAGCCAGGUCACCUCCUCCCAGUCUGUCCGGGGCCUUCUCCCGUGUGCUGCCCAGCAGCAGCAACAACAACAGCAGCUUCCUACUCUCCCACCCACGCCUCAGCAGCAGCCACCCUUGAAUAACCACAUGAUCUCACAGGCAGAUGAUCUCAGUAACCCUUUUGGACAAAUGAGCCUUAGCCGCCAAGGUUCUACUGAAGCAGCAGACCCAUCCUCAGCUCUGUUCCAGCCCCCACUUAUCUCCCAGCACCCUCAGCAGACUAGCUUCAUCAUGGCUUCUACAGGACAGCCCCUCACCACUUCCAACUAUUCCACCUCUAGCCACGCACCACCUACUCAGCAAGUCCUGCCGCCCCAGGGCUAUAUACAGCCCCCUCAACAGAUCCAGGUUUCUUACUAUCCCCCUGGACAGUAUCCUAACUCCAACCAGCAAUAUCGACCUCUCUCUCACCCGGUGGCCUACAGCCCCCAACGUGGUCAACAGCUGCCUCAGCCAUCCCAGCAACCUGGUUUACAGCCCAUGAUGCCUAACCAGCAGCCGGCGGCUUACCAAGGCAUGAUAGGGGUCCAGCAACCACAGAACCAGGGCCUGCUCAGCAACCAGAGAAGCAGCAUGGGGGCCCAGAUGCAAGGCCUGGUGGUUCAGUACACUCCACUGCCUUCUUACCAAGUCCCAGUGGGCAACGACUCGCAAAACGUGGUGCAGCCGCCUUUCCAGCAACCCAUGCUGGUUCCUGCGAGCCAGUCUGUCCAGGGGGGCCUCCCAGCAGGGGGCGUGCCAGUGUACUACAGCGUGAUCCCGCCAGCCCAGCAGAAUGGUACAAGCCCUUCUGUGGGGUUUCUGCAACCUCCUGGCUCUGAGCAGUACCAGAUGCCUCAGUCUCCCUCCCCCUGCAGCCCACCACAGAUGCCACAGCAGUACUCAGGAGUGUCACCUUCCGGGCCAGGUGUGGUGGUCAUGCAGCUGAAUGUCCCUAAUGGACCCCAGCCCCCCCAGAAUCCAUCCAUGGUCCAGUGGAGUCACUGUAAAUAUUACAGCAUGGACCAGCGGGGGCAGAAACCCGGAGACUUGUAUAACCCUGACAGUAGCCCCCAGGUCAGCACGCAGCUGAGCAGCAGCCCCGUCACUUCCCCCACCCAGUCUCCAGCACCCUCUCCGGUCACCAGCCUCAGCAGCGUCUGCACAGGACUCAGUGCCCUCCCCGUCCUCACACAGUUCCCCCGACCUGGGGGUCCAGCACAGGGUGAUGGGCGGUACCCCCUCUUGGGCCAGCCAUUACAGUACAAUCUGUCCAUCUGCCCGCCCCUGCUUCACGGUCAGUCAUCUUACUCGGUGCAUCAGGGACAGAGCGGAUUAAAGCAUGGAAACCGGAGCAAAAGACAAGCACUCAAGUCUGCCUCCACUGACCUGGGGACAGCAGAUAUUGUCCUGGGGCGGGUGCUGGAGGUGACAGAUCUCCCCGAGGGCAUCACCCGUACAGAGGCGGACAAACUCUUCACUCAGCUCGCCAUGUCCGGCGCCAAGAUCCAGUGGCUCAAGGAUGCUCAGGGGCUGCCUGGAGGGGGCGGGGGGGACAGCGGCGGGACUGCCGAGAACGGCCGCCACGCGGACCUCGCUGCCUUGUACACCAUCGUGGCUGUAUUCCCCAGCCCCUUGGCUGCCCAGAACGCCUCCCUUCGCCUCAACAACUCCGUGAGUCGCUUCAAACUUCGAGUGGCCAAAAAGAACUAUGACCUGCGGAUCCUGGAGCGAGCCAGCUCCCAAUAGACGAGCAGGGGAAGGGCCGGCGGCGGCGCUGGGGCUGGGCGGGGCGGGGGCUGAGGGAGCCUGACGGGGCACAGCCAGAGGCCCAGUGAGGGUGGCCGAGCAGAGCGAAGACGGCAGCGUGAAGACAGGAACAGACACUGACACUGGACCGGACUCCUCACCCCCCUGUCAGGGGCGCCCCCUCCCCUUGCUCGGGCCCCCCUGCUUCCCCUCUCCUCCCGGCCUCACCUUGGUUUUCAUUUCUUCUCCUGCCCUGAAACUCAUUUCUUUUGUAUCUCUUCGGUCAGGUGGAAUCGGGAGGGCCCGUCCUCCCCAGUCUCCCACCCCCUUGCCAUCGCAAGCUCCCCUUUUUUUUGGUCUUUAUGAAUAUAUUUAUAUGGACAGAAUUAAGAAAAACAAAAUUGAUUUCCCCUUUCUCUCACUUCCCCCAUCCUGUCCCCCCAAGCCCCUCAGAGUUAAAACAUGGGCCUCUCCCCACACCCCGGAACACUCGUAUAUUGUUUGUUUGAGAUUCGUGCCGCAGUAACAGACACAGUAUUUAAUUGCACAUAAAGAUGUUUGCUGGGUAUAUUCACUGUAAAUUUUAUUUAAUCUGAUUUUUUUGUUUGUUUGGGGAUUUAUUUGGGGGGAGGUUGAUUUUGUUUUUAAAUAUAAAAAAAAAACAAACCUGUCACUGGACGUCAGUCCCUGUUUCUCUCUUGCCACGCUGGUGUGGGUCGGGGUGGAGCUUCUGGGUGCGUAUAGCCCCGCGGCACCAGAGGGAAUGACGUGGCUUGGGACGGCUCUCCCCGACGCUGUGCACAUCUUCCGAACAUUUUUCCCUCCGGCCUCCCCCAAAUCUUGAUACACACUUGGGUCUCUAAUGGGACCUUGGCUCUGGGCUCUCCUGACUCUGCCACCUCCGGUGGUUCAUUGAGCACAUCACCUCCCAACUCUGCAUCUCGGUGAGAUAAAAGACUAGCAUUGC